CGGAAUCCCCGGUCCAUGCCGAAGCCCAGGGCGAGCAGGCCCACGCCGCCGCGGCGGCCCGCGGCUCACCGGCGAUCCCUCGCGGCGGGGCUCCCGCGUCUGCGGCUGGGCGCGGCGGCCGCGGCGUACGUGGGCGUGGACUACGCGUGCCGCCGCCUGCCCCGCGCGUGGCAGGCGCCGCGGCUGCAGGCCGCGCUCUGGGCGGCGCUGGCGCUCGCCGCCGCCGCGCGCGCGCCCUUCUACCGCCGGUGGGACGCCGAGCUCCGCGCCGCGCCGCGGUUCCUCGCCGCCAUGGCGCUCAUGCUCACCGCGCUGCUCUGCGAGGCCGUCUCCGUGCGGUUCGCCUCCACCGUCCUCGGCCUCCAGUGGCACAGAUCUACAUCCCCUCUUCCUGACACUGGGCAGUGGCUGCUUCUAGCACUAAAUGAGAAACUUCCACGAAUUGUGGUUGAUCUCCUCAGAGCUCACAUCAUCAGUCUUCAUCAUUAUCUGAUGUUGUUUAUCAUGCUGGGGUUCUCAACGCUAUUUGACUGCAUCAAAGGUCCUGGACUUGGAAUAGCUGCAAGGUAUAUGUUCACAAUGGCAGUUGGACGUUUGCUAAGGACUGUAACUUUUCUUUCUACGAUUCUACCCUCCGCAAGGCCUUGGUGUGCCCAAGCUCGAUAUCAAAUACCUUAUCAUCCUCAUCCUUGGGCACAGAAAUACUAUGUUCCAUAUGCUUCUGAUCCAUAUGCAAUCCGUAGGAUCAUACAAGAAGAUAUGCCAUAUGCUUUUGUUGAAGAGUACCCUGGUGAGUAUAGACCUAAGUGGGGUCAUAUGAACUUCUUAGUGGACAUUUUGAGGCCAACUGCUGAAGAAGGGUCAUCAUGGUAUCAUUUUUUGAAGAAGGCAAGUGGUGGCUGCAGUGAUCUUAUAUAUAGUGGGCACAUGUUUGUUGCUGUCCUCACCGCUAUGGCAUGGACGGAAGCAUAUGGGGGAUGGAUCUCUGUUGUUAUAUGGUUUCUUGUCGUCCACAGCGCUCAGAGGGAGAUACGGGAGCGCCAUCAUUACAGUGUUGAUUGCAUUGUGGCAAUCUACGUGGGAAUCCUCUUAUGGAGGGUGACUGAUUUCAUUUGGUCUGCAACAGACACCAGUCAUGCCAGAAGGCUUGCAAAGCUUGACAAGGUUCACAACAGACUAUUUCGAGCCGCAAAGGAUUCGGACAUUGAUGAAAUAAGGGAUCUGCUGAACGAAGUUGAGCUGGCUGGCCAAGAGAGGAAGGGCUUCUCGCGGCGCGUCAUCUUGUCUUUCUCGUCAGCUAUGAUAGUUUUCACCCUCUUAUUUGUUCUUCUAGCAUUCGCACUAACCAGCGAUGGAUGAUUUCUUCGGACCCUUCAAACUUUUAGCUUCAUAUUGGCAGGUUGAGUUUUACUUGAUCCCAGUCCCAGCCAUGUGUAGGUUGUUCUUUCGGUGUAGGCUGAGAGGUUUUUACCAGGUAUGAGGUAUUUGAUUUAGCAAGGAAACUAGCUUAUUGAGUGCUCUGUUGAAACUAUUCUUGUUGAUUUUUGUAGCGAAGAAAAUACAGAUACUUGUGAGGAAAAUAAGAUAAUCCGUUGCGUUUCAGUUCUUGAGAAGCCCUGUGCAAGAGAGACGGUGUUGAUAAUGGUGGUACAGGUGUAACAAAAAUGGGAAACCAUGUGAACAAUAGAUGCAAUGAUGCAUUCUUUUUUUUUUUGUCCAAAGGAAAUGGUACUGACUCUUCCCUGGGCAGCCUGACCUGGAACUUGGAAAUCGACCAAUGACUCCACGACAAUGUGGCCGCUUGUCUUCCAUCCAAAGAAUAUGACUUGGCGAAAUAUGUAUAUUCUAGACUUAGUCAAGCUAAGCUAGAAAUUUUCUUCCUGACUCUAAGCUGUACAUGUCUCUCUCCACUUAUCGUAACUUGAUCGGAAAGUCAGCUCAUUUUAGAAAACAAAAGAAAUGGCCAUACAAGUGUGAAUUAUAGGUUUUCUGGUGAUGAUUUUUGUGAGCCAUUUUCAAGUAAAAAAAGUAAAGGAUGAGAGUAAAUAAACAUUGCAAGUUGCCAGACUGAUACGGUACAUAUUUUCGUGUGCACGCAGGAUGAUAUCAUACCAGUAUUUU
This is a messenger RNA of Oryza brachyantha (malo sina), 2121 nucleotides long. RefSeq lists its product as uncharacterized. The transcript has 4 exons. Gene Ontology annotation, biological process: ceramide biosynthetic process. The record is from RefSeq and is a predicted model, not a curated record. Gene Ontology annotation, cellular component: endoplasmic reticulum membrane; Golgi membrane. The coding region runs from base 16 to 1359 and encodes 447 amino acids. Gene Ontology annotation, molecular function: ceramide cholinephosphotransferase activity; sphingomyelin synthase activity. NCBI's taxonomy places the organism in Eukaryota, Viridiplantae, Streptophyta, Magnoliopsida, Poales, Poaceae.